Molecule: messenger RNA, 1274 nt
Organism: Oncorhynchus mykiss (rainbow trout)
Lineage: Eukaryota; Metazoa; Chordata; Actinopteri; Salmoniformes; Salmonidae
Gene: rpain
Product: RPA interacting protein
Biological process (GO): protein import into nucleus
Cellular component (GO): PML body; nucleus
Source: RefSeq, a predicted model, not a curated record
CAGGCUUAGUAACAACUUCCGGGCCACGAGGGUUGUCAGAAAGCUUAAAACUCGACCAAAAUGCUGCAAAAGCAGAACGGUUUGGUUUGUUGUUGUGAACUUGUAGCUAGUUAGAUUUUUUUUAAAUUAUUCACUAACGAUACAUCAUCAACGCUAUUGAUAUCAUGGAUGCGUUACACAGACAUCGUUCUCUUCACAAGGGGACGACUCCACCAUGGAAGGAAACCUACAGGAAGCGUUGCGUGGACAGGUUGAAGAACAGCCGAUCCAGGUUACUGGAGAAGUACCGUCAGAUGGGAGAUGGUCAACACUGCAGCGCCAAGGGCUCUGUUUUCGUCCAGGAGGUGAUGGAGGAAGAGUGGAACGCGCUUCAGUCAGCCAACAGAGGGCUGCCCUCCCUGUGGCGUAACGACGGACUGGAAGAGAUGUACAGCGUCAUGAAGGAGUAUGAUGAACUGGCAGUGUUUGAAGAAAUCCAACAGGAACUUAUGUCACAAGAGCUCUCCAUCAUUGAGGAAUAUGAGAAGAGCAUGCGGUUUGAGGAGCAGUAUUUGAAUUCAGUUGUGGAAGGGCUGGAAGGGGAAAGGCAAAUCAUUUGUCCCGUAUGUCAUUCGCACAACCUGACUGUGAACAGCCAUUGUACCUCCUGUCCCUGUGGGCUUUACAUCAACACACGGCAAAGCAACGUGACCCUAGAGUCUCUGCAGUGUUUGUUGGAGAGGAGGGUAACGGAACACAUGGAGGAUUGUCUUCAGAACCCGGUCUUCUCCAUGGCCCCCAAUGCAGAUAGCUCCCCUAACCUCAUGAUGAGCUGCAAGGCUUGUGAUUACCUGUCCAUAGUUCUGUGAAUCACCCGUCCUACCGGGAAAGAGGCUGAUUUUUAACCAUCCUGUGUCCGUGGGAGGAUUUUUGUUCUGAAAUAAAGACUAUAUUUGUACAGUAAGAUUGGGCCGUUUUAAGUUUUGACUGGUAUUCAGAGUAUGUCUUAAAGACUUGCUAUACAAGGGCACAAUCGUGUGCCAAAAGUAGUCAUGGCAGUACACUGGGGCUGGCUAAUGAGAUGCCAUAGCUCUGAUUUAUAACAGCUGAUGUUGUCAAUGUUUUCCUGUGGUCUUUCUGGAGGCCUUCCUACCUGAAAAGGUACAGACUGCUACAACCAGCUCAAUGCCUUAAACAAGUCUUUUUGAUAUGAUCACUGGCUUAAUUUCUCUUCUGUACUUCUGUCCUCAUGUCCACAACUAAUUGCUAUGUCGGCAAUAAAAUCAUGCUUAAAA